This is a messenger RNA of Brachypodium distachyon (stiff brome), 2542 nucleotides long. Its product is annotated as protein spotted leaf 11. NCBI's taxonomy places the organism in Eukaryota, Viridiplantae, Streptophyta, Magnoliopsida, Poales, Poaceae. The record is from RefSeq and is a predicted model, not a curated record. Gene Ontology annotation, molecular function: protein binding; ubiquitin-protein transferase activity. Gene Ontology annotation, biological process: cell surface receptor signaling pathway; protein ubiquitination. The coding region runs from base 100 to 2187 and encodes 695 amino acids. The transcript is spliced from 4 exons. Gene Ontology annotation, cellular component: nucleus; cytoplasm.
UAUCGCCCCUGCCAACUAGCAGCCGCCGACCCGAGUACCCGAUCGAUCCCCAGACGCGGCGGCUGCUACUGCUGCUGCCCCGCUUGAUUUCCCUUCCCCAUGGCCGGCGACCGCGAGGAGGACGAGGAGGGGGAGGGGGUGGCCCUGGCGCCGCGCCCGGCCACGGCGACGGAGCGGGUGGCCAAGGCGGUGGACGCCGCCACGACCUGCUCCACCGCCGGGGAGUACCGCAACGCGUACAAGCGGCCGUUGCUGGCGCUGUCCCGCAGGAUUCGCCUCCUCGGCCCCUUCGCCGAGGAGCUCCGCGAGCGCCGUGCCCCUGCGGAGAAGGAAGAGGAUGGGGAGGAGAAGACGCUGGCGCCGCUCGCCGACGCGCUGGAGAAGGCGCUCGACCUGCUCCGGCUCGGCCGCGAGGGGAGCAGGAUCUCCUUGGUUUUUGAGAGGGACAGGGUAAUGAAGCAAUUUCAGGAAGUAAUUGCUCAGUUGGAGCAAGCAUUGUGCGAUUUUCCGUGCAAUGAACUGGAUAUAUCAGAUGAAGUUAGAGAGCAGGUUGAGUUAGUGCAUGCACAGCUCAAAAGAGCAAAAGAACGGGUUGAUAUGCCGGAUGAUGAGUUCUACAAUGACUUAUUAUCUCUGUAUAACAAGACCUAUGACCCAAGUGCAGAACAGGCUAUCCUUGAAAGGUUGUCAGAAAAGCUACACCUGAUGACUAUCAUUGAUCUCACACAAGAAUCACUUGCUCUGCAUGAGAUGGUGGCAUCCGGUGGUGGCCAGGAUCCAGGAGAGCAUAUUGAGAAGAUGUCAAUGCUACUGAAGAAAAUCAAGGACUUUGUGCAAACCCGCAAUCCUGAGAUGGGCCCUCCUAUGGUUUCCACAGUAAUGGAUUCCAAUGGGGAACAGAAAUCUAUAGCCGUUCCUGAUGAAUUCCGGUGUCCAAUUUCCCUCGAGCUAAUGAAAGAUCCAGUUAUUGUUGCUACUGGCCAGACGUACGAGCGGACAUGCAUCGAGAAAUGGCUAGCAUCUGGUCACCAUACAUGCCCAACUACACAACAAAGGAUGGCGAACACGACAUUGACACCAAACUAUGUCCUUAGAAGUCUCAUCUCUCAGUGGUGUGAAACGAAUGGGGUUGAACCGCCCAAGCGCUCAUCCCAGCCUGACAAACCGACACCGGUAUGCUCUCCAAGUGAACGUGCUAACAUUGAUGCUCUUUUAACCAAGUUAUGCUCUCCAGACCUGGAGGAGCAAAGGUCAGCUGCUGCAGAGCUUCGCCUCCUAGCGAAGCGGAACGCUCACAACCGACUUUGUAUUGCUGAGGCUGGUGCAAUUCCCUUACUAUUGAGUUUGCUCGCCUCAUCUGACUUGCGGACUCAGGAACAUGCUGUUACUGCACUUCUGAACCUCUCCAUACAUGAGGACAACAAGGCAAGCAUCAUGUCCUCUGGUGCUGUGCCAAGCGUUGUCCAUGUGCUGAAGAAUGGCAGCAUGGAGGCCCGGGAAAAUGCUGCAGCCACACUUUUUAGCCUCUCUGUGGUUGAUGCAUACAAAGUGAUUAUCGGGGGAACAGGGGCUAUCCCUGCCCUUGUAGUGUUGCUAAGCGAGGGCAGCCAGCGGGGAAAGAAGGACGCGGCAGCAGCCCUCUUCAACUUGUGCAUUUACCAAGGGAACAAGGGCCGCGCGAUACGAGCUGGCCUUGUGCCACUAAUCAUGGGUCUGGUGACCAACCCUACAGGAGCUCUCAUGGACGAGGCUAUGGCGAUACUCUCGAUACUAUCCAGCCACCAAGAGGGCAAAGCAGCCAUUGGAGCUGCAGAGCCUGUUCCUGCGCUUGUGGACUUGAUCGGAAGCGGGUCACCGAGAAACAGAGAGAAUGCUGCGGCUGUGAUGCUGCAUCUGUGCUGUGGGGAGCAACAGCUCGUGCAUUUAGCCCGUGCACAUGAGUGCGGGAUCAUGGUCCCGUUGCGGGAGCUGGCACUGAAUGGCACCGAUAGAGGGAAGAGGAAAGCAGUUCAGCUGCUCGAGCGGAUGAGCAGAUUCCUGGUCCAACAACAAGAGGAACAUGAAUCCCAUUCCCGGCUGCAGGCGGCCUUGGUGCAGGUCCUCCCUGAGGCCCCUGUACAGGUCCAAGAAGGCGAGAUCCCCGAUCAGCUGGACAGUCCAGUGCCUCAAUACCCUGUCUUGUUAUGAUCAUGGCGAUCAGUGUUUACAAUGCCAGCGUUCCAUUACUAUAAUGCUAGCGAAAGUGGGAUAUUCGGCGCAUCAGAAUUCAUGCGUGCUGAAUUAUAUAAUAUGUAAGUAUGAUAAGCCAAGUGUCAGUGGAGAUCCUCCGAAAUGGAGGCUUCUUUGGCUGAAACUCCUUCCUGCCAGGUUUGUGGGCACGCGGAGUGCUAGUAUCCCAGACUUGAGAGAGAUAUGUACAGUUCCUGAAUUUGCAAUUUCAUAUAAUCAUGUAGCGACAAUGUGAUGCAAUAAUAACAAUGAGUAAUGUAAAAGAGGAGAACUGAUGAAGGAUUUACUCAGAACAAUGUCUUAUCUUCCUCUA